AUGACAACUAUUAUGCGUUCCUUGUUUCCAUCAAAACGACGUAAAACGGAAGAUAUCACUACUUCGGUGUUCGCCGAGACGAGCCGUAAUGGCAACGGGCUUCUGCCGUCGUCGAGCUCAUCCAUCUCGUUGUCGGGACUGCUGCGAAACGCCGUCGUUGUACCAUUGAUGUCGUCAUCGUCAUCGGCACCCAUUCGGGUGACAAAUAAUAAUAUGACGGCGAAUGGACACCGUCGGCAACAUUCGACAGGAUCAUUCAACAAUUUUGUUUCGCCGCCACCGGCUUCGGAGCGGAAUCGACAACGGAGUGUUAGCGGCGGACACGAAGCUAACAACAACAAUAAUAAUGACUUGAUUCCGAUGAUGCCGUAUUUGGUUCCAAUGUCGAAGUUAUGCAAAAAAUCAUUCUCUACUAUCACGCCUUCGAACUUGAGAAUGGUGAUUAUUGAAGCGGAUCAACGCGUUCUGUAUGACACGAUGACCGUGAUUCCGGUGAGGCAUGGACUUGUGCCAAACGCCAAAACUCUUUCGCCGUGCAAGGAGUUUCAAUUUCUGCGUAGACGGAAAGACACGAAGCAUUUGGCACAGCUUCUGUUUGGCGCGGUUCCCGUCGCCACCGGGUCCGAAUCGUUCAAGAUUCACGUUCUUGAGGAAGAAGAUCAAAUUCUCGUUAGCAAGGUGUUCUUCAUUCCGCGCUCAUCAAAGAAUGCCCAACAGCCAGAAACAUCGGAUGCCGAAACGCAGAACACUGUGAAAUCGGUUGAUGGCUGGAUGCGAACGCACAUUACUCGGUCGACGACGUCGACGCCGGAGACGUUUUCACGUGUACGGCACAUAUCGAUCAACUUUGGCGAUGAAGAUGACGCGGCGUCAUCAUCGCCUACCUCGUCCAAUACGCUACCGAGGGCAUUCUCGCCGCCGCAUCGCUUAUCACGAAAUCGAAGGCGCCAAAUGGCACACAAGACGAGCCUUUGCGAGAAUUCAUCGUUUGCGAUUCCAUCAAGUCUCAAAUCGAGAUCUCGGCUGAGUUCGAUAGGUUCGCAAAUCAAUGAUGACGAUCACCAUCAUUCCCAAGAGGGACGACAAAUUGCCCUGGGACUGCUGUUCCCAGGAGCACAGCGACAUUUCCUUUUCAAACAUAUGCCUUUGAUUGAAGCUGAGAUGUCACGGUUUGAGAAUCGAAUUAUGACGGCUGCUGGCCAUCCGCCGACGUUCUUACACAACAUUUCCAAAGCCUGGGAUGAGAUUGCUGGAAUAAUUUGCAAUCUUCACAACGCGCCGCGUCUUAAGAAUCCCGUGUGGCUCACGUUGAACGAGAAUCCACGCGACGAGAAGUGCCUUGCGCGACAGUUUUGCAAUCAACUCUCCUAUCUUAUUCACAAGUUCGACACCAAGGAGCAGGGCUAUUUCUUGUCGAAUCUGAUCACAGCUGUGCUCAUGCAUCAUAUGUCGUGGGUGGCGAGCGUCGCAACACCACCGCUUCGUCCUGAUAUUCGACGGCGUUAUGCGAACUCGAUGAAAAACUUCUACUUUGGUAUGAAUCUCAAUGAAGACGCGCAUUCGGUCGGCUACAACGCGCAAAUGGCGCAAUAUCUCGAACUCAAUGGAAACGUCGGACUCCAUCGGUCGGCGAAAGUGCUGGUGUGCGGAGAAGACGCAGAUAUUGUCACUUCGUUGUGCCAAAUUUUGACAUACUUCAUUCGGUGUUCAGCCGUUAAACACAUUGAUGAUGACCGUUUAUGGCAAUUGCCAAUCGAACAAAAAUUCUCGCCGAUCAACGCUGGAGUAUCGGGUAGAAUGGCAUUCAGUCCCGACAAAAUUGAUGAUGAUCAAUUUGUCGACGAAUUUCUUCCACCACGCCGCACGCGCAAAUCGCGAAUUAAUAAUUAUUCGUUGAAUGCGACGUCGACAUCAUCAUCAUCGAGCUCCGCUGAAUCGAUACCGACUGUCGUUGCCCAGUCCACUCAGAUAUGUGUCGUCGAAACAGAAUCGUCGUCAUCGAUUACGAUUAUUAAUCGACUUGAAUACCCAUGUUGCGGCAAUUCUUGUCGAAGUGACGAUGAAGAGGAUCUGAAUCCGGAAGACAUUUGGGCCCCACGAUCAACUUCUGACGGAUUAGGAAAAAGCUUAUUCGCCGGACCACUCAACAGCUAUUGCCCUCAUUUUGUUGUUUCUGGAUUAUCAAAAGAUUAUAUAGGAAUGCCAGAACUAAUUUCAAAAAUUUUUGACGAAGUUCGAUGUACGUAUUCUCCUUGUCAUCGCGCCGUCGCAACUGCUUCUAUUUCCUCGUCGCAAUCAUCUUCGUCUGUAAGCGAUGUGCAGCUGCCGGAAAACGUGCUGAUUUUGGCCGACAUCGAGGAGCACCACAUCAAGAUUAUUUCGGGCGAAGGAUUUGACGAGGUCACGUCGCCUUCGGAAGCCGUCGUUUCGAUGCUUGAGCAGUUCUCUGAUCUUCACUCAGCGAUACCGGUCAAACCGGAGUUUUUGGUGUCGAUAAUAGAGGAUUCGCUCGCUCACAUUGUUAACAAGAGCUUAACACUUGUCGAGAUGGUCACUAGAGAUGACACUUGUACUGAACUGACACCAGAUCGUGUUCGAACUAUUCUAGGAUGCGAUCAUUCCGAUCUUCGGCUCAUCGUCAAUGUCGCUGCUGUUUAUUGGCCGCCCGUUUUGUCGUCGGUAUUUGGAUGA
Molecule: messenger RNA, 2691 nt
Organism: Caenorhabditis bovis
Lineage: Eukaryota; Metazoa; Nematoda; Chromadorea; Rhabditida; Rhabditidae
Source: the annotation of a GenBank genome assembly